AGGAGGAGGAGGAGGAGGAGGAGGAGGAGUGCCUGGAUGCUGUGCACCGGCCGCCGGCCUCCCUCCGCGGCUCCUCUCCGCCUCGGUGUCUAUAUAAGUUCAGCGGGAUGUGUCGCGGCUGAUGUCCGGGGAGAAGAUGCUUCUUCUCGGUGUGACGCUGCUGCUGCUCGCGGCCGCCGGAGCCGACCCGUCCGGGUCAGCCGCUUCGCUCCGGGGACCGCUUCACGCCUCCGCCCCGCCGCUGCGCCUCCUCCCGCAGCCCGUACCGGAGUACGGAGCUCCCGGCGUCGCCUCGGCCCGGUCGGCAGCGGAGGCGACGGUCGGUACCGGGAAGGAGGAGCGGGAGGCGGCGGAGCAGCAGCAUCACGGCGGCGGGUACCGGGUGGUCCAGUGGGAGUGGAGCUACGUGCAGACGCCCUACAUCAUCGCCAUCUGGCUGCUGGUGGCCAGCGUGGCCAAGAUCCUGUUCCACUUCUCGCAGCGCUUCACCACCGUGGUGCCGGAGAGCUGCAUGCUGAUCCUGCUGGGUCUGGUCCUGGGCGGCGUGGUCCUCCUGGCCAGCAAGAAGCAGCUGUACCAGCUGGACCCCUCCCUCUUCUUCCUCUUCCUGCUGCCGACCAUCGUGGGCGACGCCGGCUACUUCAUGCCGGCUCGACUCUUCUUCGACAACCUGGGAGCCAUCCUGACGUACGCCGUGGUGGGAACGCUGUGGAACGCCUUCUGCACCGGCUUCUGCCUCUACGCCGCCAAGCUGCUGGGCAUCAUAGACGAGCAGGUGAAGGCCGACCUCAUGGACUUCCUGCUCUUCGGCGCCCUGAUCUCGGCUGUGGAUCCGGUGGCGGUUCUGGCGGUGUUUGAGGAGGUCCACAUCAAUGAGAUGCUCUUCAUCAUCGUGUUCGGAGAGUCUCUGCUGAAUGACGCCGUCACCGUGGUUCUCUAUAAAGUCUACAUCUCCUUCGUGGAGGUGGGAGUGGAGAACGUCCAGACGGCUGAUUACUUCAAAGGCGUAGCCUCCUUCCUCAUCGUCAGCAUCGGGGGGACUCUGGUCGGCCUGGUCUUCGCCGUCAUCCUCGGCUUCAUCACUCGCUUCACCAAGAAGGUCCGCAUCAUCGAGCCGCUCUUCGUGUUCCUGAUGGUCUACCUGGCCUACCUGACCGCCGAGCUCUUCUCGCUGUCCGCCAUUCUGUCGAUGACCUUCUGUGGCAUCGGAGCCAAUAAAUACGUGGAGGCCAACAUCUCCCAGAAGUCUCGGACCACCGUCAAGUACACGAUGAAGACCCUGGCCAGCAUCGCCGAGACCAUCAUCUUCAUCUUCCUGGGGAUCUCGGCGGUGGACAAGUCCAAAUGGGCCUGGGACACGGGGCUGGUGUCCUGCACCCUGGUCUUCAUCUUUGUUUUCAGAGCAGCAGGUGUGGUCGGCCAGACCUGGGUUCUCAACCGCUUCCGGCUCGUCCCAUUGGACAAGAUCGACCAGGUGGUGAUGUCGUACGGCGGCCUGCGAGGGGCGGUGGCGUUCGCUCUGGUGGUGCUGCUGGACGGCGAGCGGGUCAAGGCCAAAGACUACUUUGUUGCCACGACGAUCGUGGUCGUCUUCUUCACCGUCAUGUUCCAGGGUCUGACCAUCAAGCCUUUGGUGAAGUGGCUGAAGGUUCCUCGCUCCACCAACAGUAAGCCCACCAUCAACGAGGAGAUCCAUGAGCGGGCCUUCGACCACAUCCUGACUGCAGUGGAGGACAUCGCAGGACUUCAAGGGUAUCACCACUGGAGAGACAAGUGGGAGCAGUUUGAUAAGAACUACCUGAGCAAGCUGCUGCUGAGGAAGUCCGUCUACAGGAAGAGCGAGCUGUGGGAGGCCUACCAGAAGAUCAACAUCAGAGACGCCAUCAGCGUCAUCGACCAGGGUGGGAACGUCCUGACUUCAGCCAGGCUGUCUCUGCCUUCGAUGGCCAGCAGAGCCUCGUUCCCUGAAGUCACCAACGUCACCAACUACCUGCGUGAGAACGGCAGCGGCGUGUGUCUGGACCUCCAGGUAAUCGACAAUGUCUCUGGAUCCAAGGUGGAGGAGGACAUGGAGACGCACCACGUCCUGGCAGGGAACUUGUACAAGCCCAGGAGACGGUACCAGUCCCACUACAGCCGACACUUCAUGCCGCUGGGCGAGAAGGAGCGGCAGGACCGCGAGGUCUUCCAGAGGAACAUGAGGAGCCGCAUGGAGACCUUCAAGUCCACCCGACACAAACGGCACAAGAAGGAACGGAGCCUGAAGAAGCGCCGAGGAUCCGACACUAAGGACGACGGAGGAGACAAACCCAGACGCAACGUCAGCUGGCAGGACAAAGAUCCGGUGGUGGUUCCUGUAGAACCCGAAGAGGACAAAGCUGAUCAUUCUGACCCGGAGAAGGAGGAAGACGUCGGCAUCACCUUCACUGCUCGGAAGGCCGAGACGCCCAAACAGCGACCCAAAUCAGUUCCAGCAGCUCUGGACGUCUGUCAGAGUCCGCCGCCCCACACCCCCUCGCCCCCCACUGAAGACAGCCAUUUGCCGUGGAAAGGCAGCGUGGGAUCUCCUCCGCCCUGUGUGUCUGUGGAGGCCACCAAGAUCAUCCCUGUGGACCUGCAGCAGGCCUGGAACCAGAGCAUCUCCUCCCUGGAGAGCGUCUCCUCCCCACCCGCCCCCGCCGAGCCCGUCCACCCGCGCGUCAGCGCCCUCUCCAGGCUGGGAGGGCCCCGCCCAGCCUCCUACACCUGCCCCCCCAGCACAGUGGGUCCCACGCUGCCCCAGGCCUCCUUCUGCUUCCCGGAGAGGAAGAAGAAGCCGCUGGAGGAGGAAGAGGAGGAGGAGGAGCCUGGGGCGUCACAGGAAAUGCAGCCGCUCAUGUCGUCCCUGAAGCCCCCCGGGUCACUGCCCCCCCCACCCCCACCGCCUCCCCCGCCCGGUUCUGGGAGGAGGAGGAACCCCUGCGUGUUCCUGAGGAGUCUGGUGACAGCGCCCCCCGGUGGCAGCAGUGAGGCGCACAGUCACCGGCCCACACAGCUCUGAAUGCUGAUCUGGAGGCGGGGGGGGGGGGGGGGGGGGGGGGGGGGGGCUCUCUGCCGGCUCCACCAAUAGCAAACCAGCAGGACCUCCCCCAUCAAGACUCGUCCAAUCACUGCUGCUCUUUAGCACAACAUCACCAGCUAGAAGAUGAUUGAAUGUUCCACAGAUGAUGUCUCCUCACUGCUGUCAUCAUCAUCAUCAUCAUCAUCAUCAUCAUCAUCAUCAUCA
Messenger RNA from Fundulus heteroclitus (mummichog), 3265 nucleotides. RefSeq names its product sodium/hydrogen exchanger 5-like. Gene Ontology annotation, molecular function: sodium:proton antiporter activity. The coding region runs from base 122 to 3040 and encodes 972 amino acids. NCBI's taxonomy places the organism in Eukaryota, Metazoa, Chordata, Actinopteri, Cyprinodontiformes, Fundulidae. The record is from RefSeq and is a predicted model, not a curated record. The transcript has 16 exons. Gene Ontology annotation, biological process: proton transmembrane transport; sodium ion transport; regulation of pH. Gene Ontology annotation, cellular component: membrane.